UGUAUAAGAUCGCAGAUUCGACAGAAAACAUGGGCAAAAUAAUUCAAAUUAAGCCAAUAUAUUGUUUUUAAGACGUGACUCAAUUACAAAACCGUGACUCGCCAAUAUUUAACUUUUGAAUUUUUGAAUGUGUUCGGAAAUAAUGAAUAUAUCUAAUCAAGGUGGCACAUCAAUAUUCAUGUGCAAAGUCUGCAACCUGUUUUCGCCAAGUAAGACAGACCUCCUCUCCCAUGUAUCCGAAGUCCAUAAUUCCGAGGGAAUUAAUCCAGAUGAUAUUAUUAUCCCCCUCAAACCUUUAAACACACAAUCCACAGAAAUAUCCACAGAUGGCCCCAUCAAGAGGAAAAGAGGAAGGCCCAAGGGUUCCACCAGAAAGGUCGGUGCAAGUGAUGGGAUGUUGGAUUCAGCCAGCAGUGUCAAAAGCAGACCAAUGGAAGAGCAGGAGGUUUCAGUGGCACAGGUUACAGUACAAAUAAUGAAAGAUGAACCUGAGCUCAGCACAUCGCUGGAAUGCAAGAAGUGCAAUCGCAAGUUCAGCAACAAGCGGCAAAUCACUAAGCACAUUUGCUUUGUUGCACUGAAAGAGGAUAAUGAAAAUGACGCUGCCAGCUCAGAUGUAGUCGCUGAUUCAGAAGCGUCUGCAGAGGACAGGAUGGAUGACGAUGAGGACAAGUUUCGAACUCCAAAGCGGGCACGAGCUCAGAACUCGGUCCCUGCAAAAGAGUCGGAGUCAGCAGCUGGACCAGUAAACCCCAUCGUCAGUGUGGUCCUGGCAGCUCAUGAGGCCAUUCCUGGUGCUACAAAGAUAGUGCCUAUUGAGGCCUCCCCUGCGGACAUCAUUCCGUCUGCAGAUGUAGACCCCAGUUCCCAAGAUCCAAGCCAAAAGAGAGGCUACCAAGAGUAUGCUAUACAGCAAGCUGCCUAUGAAGUACCACUGAAGUCAAACAGAGUGGGACAAACUCAGCUCAAGAUCUUUACAUGCGAGUACUGCAACAAAGUCUUCAAAUUUAGGCACUCUCUGCAGGCCCACCUUCGAAUUCACACCAAUGAAAAGCCAUUCAAGUGCCCACAUUGUGACUAUGCAAGUGCCAUCAAGGCCAAUCUCAGCGUCCACUUGCGCAAGCACACCGGCGAGAAGUUCAGCUGUGAGCACUGCUCCUUCAGCUGCCUGAGUAAGGGUCACCUGAAGGUCCACGUUGAAAGGGUGCACCAGAAGAUCAAGCGGCAUUGCCGUUUCUGCAAAAAGAAGUACUCCGACAUUAAAAACCUCCUGAAACACAUACGUGACUCUCACGACAUGACCGACAGGAAAGUGAAAGAAAUCUAUGAUGAGACUCGCCUUCAGACGAGAGAGGGCAAGAGGCAGCUCCUCUACGACUGUACGGUCUGUGAGCGCAAAUUCAAGAACGAGCUGGACCGGGACCGGCACAUGAUGAUCCACGGCACCAAGAGGCCCUUCGGCUGCGAGCUCUGUGACCACGGCUCCACCAAGAUCCAGGCUCUACAGGCCCACAUCCGCAAGCACCCGUUCAUCUACGUCUGUGCCAUCUGCCUGCAGAAGUUCGUCAGCUCGCUGCGCCUCAGGGCGCACCUCCAGGAGGCGCACGCCGACACGGAGGAGUCCGUGGGAUUCACCGAAUCCAUCCACAACAGCUUCUGUCUACUGAAGCCUGGCGAUGACAUCCAUCGAGAGAUGCUUCAGCAAGAUGAGCUGCAGAUUACAGAGGAGCUGUCCCUUCUCAACGCACACGACGAGGCUCUCAUGUCCCAUUUGGGCAGUGUGGAGGAACAGAUGGAACAGGCUCAGAACUCUGAGGGGUUAACUGCAGCAGAAGAGCUUCUGGCGCAGCAAACGCGGGAUGCUCUCGACUCCGAUGGAGCCGUCAUAAACUCUUACGUCGUCCAGGAAACCAAGGUGGUCACAGCGCAGGAAGUCAUCGGCGAGGGAGCGCCAGAGCAGUCCCAGCUGCAGGAGAACCAACCUCCAAUGCAAAGCAGUGAAACAAAUGUCUCCGCUCACUCCGAAGAGAUUUUACCCGCACCCUCGGAAAACAGUACGGACACUAAUAAUGCGGCGACCUUCGGCGGCCAGUCUCUGAUUUCAGAGGAUGCGAAGGCCACCUCCGACGCUACACUGCCUCAGGCUGAGAGCUCUGCUGACCAAGGGGACUCUAAUCAGAUGGAGAAUGUGAAGUGGGGGCCAAAUGAAGAGAUGACAUCAUUCAGGCAAAUCAUAGAUCAAAUGCAAAAGAAACAAUUGACCAUGGAAUUAUUGGAGAGAAUCAGGAAGCUGUAUGGCGACAUGGAGUGUGAAUAUUGUGGUAAGCUGUAUUGGUACCAAGUCCACUUUAACACACAUGUGCGAACACAUACACGAGAACAUCUGCAUUACUGUACCCAGUGCAGUUACUCCUCCAUCACUAAGAAUUGCCUGAAGCGUCACAUCAUUCAGAAACACAGCAAUAUUCUACUGAAGUGCCCAGAAGAGGGAUGUCUGUAUGCCACGCCUGACAAGUACAAGCUACAGGCCCAUCAUAAAACUCAUGCAGACAAGGACAAAAGACUUUUGGCGUGUCCUGUUUGUGAAGAGGCAAUUACAGUGGACAGAAUUAAGUUUCAUCUCAAAACCCGCCAUCCAGAUGCACCUCUGGACUCAAUAUUUGAGUCUUUGGGUAUUAGUGGGGAUACUAAAGGAAAGAUUGGAAAGAAGGCCUCCAGAUGUCCCUACUGUGACCGUUUCUUCAAGAGGAAUGGCGCAGACCUGCAGCAGCACAUAUGGGCCCAUGAAGGUAUAAAACCUUUCAAAUGCUCAAUCUGUGACUAUGCCUCGCGGAGCAAGAGCAACCUCAAGGCGCACAUGAACCGGCACAACUCGGAGAAGAGCCACCUGUGUGACCUGUGUGGAAAGAAGUUUAAGUCCAAGUGCAGUCUGAAGAGUCACAAGCUCAUGCACACGGCUGAUGGAAAACAAUUCAAAUGCACAGAAUGUGACUACACAGCAGCACAGAAACCUCAGCUGCUACGACAUAUGGAGCAGCAUGCGUCUUUUAAGCCAUUCCAGUGUGCACAUUGCCAUUACUCAUGUAAUAUAUCUGGCUCAUUGAAGAGACACUACCACAAGAAGCAUCCCAAUGAGGAGUACUGUAAUGCAGGGUCUGGAACCACUACUGCUGACUCCGUGAUAGAACAAGGAGGCUCGAAAUGUCCCGUGUGCAACUAUGUGUACGGGACCAAGUGGGAGAUGAACAGGCACCUGAAGAACAAGCACGGCCUCAAGGUGGUGGAGAGCGACGGCCUCGGGCUGGGCCAGUGGGAGGUGGUUGAGUCGUUGGAGGAGCAGUCCACUCAGUUUCUUCACAUCACAGAGACUGAAGACUCUCAGGGAACUGAGGAAGCUGUGACAACCCUGCAGGACUUGCAUUUCGCCACACAGAAUGGUGACGGACUGGACCCUGCAGCGGUGAACAUUCUGCAGCAGAUUAUCGGACUUGGGUCUGAGAACACUGAUGGCACGGUGGCUUCCGUUGUCGCCAUGGCACCAGGAACAGUCACUGUCGUGGAACAGGUGGCUGAGGAGGAGCAGCAAUCCGACCACACCAUGAUAAUCCAGGAUGCUCUGCAGCAGGGCUCCGUGGAUAUGGGGGAAGAGCACCACCUAGUGGUGUCUUCGGACGACAUGGAGGGCAUUAAGACCGUGACGGUGUACACUCAGGGAGAAGACACCUCUCAGUACAUUGUUUAUGUACAGACUGAUGAACAGAUGACAGAGGCUUUGUGAAAGACACUUUAUAUGAGGGAUGUGUUAUCACAGUACUGUUAUUCUUACUUCCCAUUAAUCUAUGCUCAGCCCUACAACUCCUACAAGGUUCUUGAAGUACCAGUCAGUUCCCUUUGAGCCUCAACAUAUCACCUUUAAUUUGAACUAAUUUAUUGUAAAUUAGAGUGAAAUGUGUAUAGUGUAUAUAAAAUGUUUGGAAAGCCUCCAUACAUUGUAGCAUAUAGAUGUUGAGGAUAAUCUCUACUGCACCAGCCAAAAAACUACAAGAAACCAGGCAUUUUGUGAAGCAAAAAAUAACUGCAAAUGUUUUCAUAGCAUAUUUUAAAUAUGCAUCAUGAAUAUUGGCCUUUGUUGAUGACACACAAAGACUUUUGUAAAUAA
Messenger RNA from Sardina pilchardus (European sardine), 4159 nucleotides. Its product is annotated as zinc finger protein ZFAT-like. Gene Ontology annotation, molecular function: RNA polymerase II cis-regulatory region sequence-specific DNA binding; DNA-binding transcription factor activity. The record is from RefSeq and is a predicted model, not a curated record. Lineage: Eukaryota; Metazoa; Chordata; Actinopteri; Clupeiformes; Clupeidae. Bases 128 to 3778 code for a protein of 1216 amino acids. The transcript has 16 exons. Gene Ontology annotation, biological process: regulation of transcription by RNA polymerase II.